This is a messenger RNA of Drosophila nasuta, 458 nucleotides long. Its product is annotated as vasotab-TY3. Gene Ontology annotation, molecular function: protein binding. Lineage: Eukaryota; Metazoa; Arthropoda; Insecta; Diptera; Drosophilidae. The record is from RefSeq and is a predicted model, not a curated record. The transcript is spliced from 3 exons. The coding region runs from base 114 to 398 and encodes 94 amino acids.
AUAUAAAGGUGAUAAAUCUCACAGUCUAGAAUUCAGUUCAAUUCUAACUCGUGGCAAAGCCGGUUUUGCUUAAAAUUUGUUGUGUUGUGUUGAUCGUGAAUUCGAGGAAUAAAAUGCGUUUCGCUCUGUUUACUUUCCUUGCACUCUGCUUGUUGGCGUUCGUCCUGGCCAAUCCCGCCAAGGACACCAAGAAGCCGGCAACCAAUGCCUGUAACAGAUCCUGCGGAGACACCUACGAACCUGUUUGCGCCAAGGCCAAGAACAGCAGCAAGGAGCGAUUGAUUAGCUUCGGCAGCAAGUGCGUCAUGGACAACUACAACUGUCAGCACGCCGACGAUCCAUUCGAAAUCAAGUCCAAGGGCGAGUGCGGUGGCGGCGUGAGUGUGCGUCUCUCCUAAUCUAAUGACCAAAUGAAUUAUUAUUAUGCAUUCAAAUAAAAGUACUAUUCUCUUUGAAAA